This is a messenger RNA of Rhopilema esculentum, 2131 nucleotides long. Lineage: Eukaryota; Metazoa; Cnidaria; Scyphozoa; Rhizostomeae; Rhizostomatidae. The record is from RefSeq and is a predicted model, not a curated record.
GUUUUUGUCAUGUCUGCUAGAACUGGAGAUAUAUUAGACUAUGAAGUUAAGUCAUUGGUGUGUCACCAAUGCAGCAAAGCCACUAAGAAACUUGGAAAUGAUACAGAUGAGAUGAAUCAAUGGCAGGAGACACAUAAACCAUUUUGUAACAUAAAUCAUAAGGGAACCUCCGAUGCUAUGGAAUCAUCUGCAGCAGUUGAUAUAUUCUCCAGAUCAAUCGAAAAGAGACAUCUCAAGUAUACCACAUAUAUAGGUGAUGGUGAUUCAAAUUCAUUUGGUAAAGUGAAAGCUGCCAAACAAGACAAGUAUGGAGACAGAUAUCCAAUUGUAAAAGAGGACUGUGUGGGCCACAUACAAAAAAGGAUGGGAACAGCUCUUAGAAGUUACAAGAAAGGGAAGAAAGGAAUGAAACUUUCUGAUGGAAAAACUGUUGGUGGUAAAGCAAGGCUCACAGAUCUUGUAAUUGAUAAAAUUCAAGGGUAUUAUGGAAAGGCAAUCAGGAGCAACAAAAAUAAUUUGGAAGGAAUGCAUAGAGCUGUUUGGGCAAUAUUUUGCCACACUAUUGCCAACUCAAAUGAAAGCCUUGAGCAACAACAUCGUUAUUGUCCCCAAGCCAGCGACACUUGGUGCAAAUUUGUGAAGAUAAAAUUCAUAACAAAAUCAUAUUCUGAAGAAGGCAGACUACCAGAGGUGUUUCAUGAUGAAUUAAAGCCCAUUUUUACAAGACUUUCUUAUAGAGUUCUCCUUCAGAGAUGUCUUGCCGGCAUGACACAAAAUCAGAAUGAGUGUGUCAAUGGACAAGUCUGGGCAAGGUGUCCCAAGACCAGAUUUUGUGGCAAGAGAAGAGUCGUGGUUGCAGUGUGUGAAACAAUUGCUGUUUCAAAUACAGGUGCUGCAUCCAAAGCCAAGCUGUUUGAGAAGUCAAGGGUACACAUUGGAAAAACACAUUUAGAGGGCUCAGAUUUCAAGAUAAAACUAGGCUACAAUCAGCAGCUCAAAAGAUCUCUGAGAAAUACAUCAGAACAAGAAAGAGACAAGCAUCAAAAAAGAAAGGUGACAUGAGUUAUAUAUACCAGGGGGCUUUGGCACUAACCCUGAGCCAGACUUUCCAGUUGCUAAAAAAAGAAAACCAUCCAUAGGAAGCAAGACUUUGGGAAAAAAUCAGAGAAAAGGAAAUACUGGAAAACAUAAAAAAACGCAAGAUGAAGAGUUAUCAGAGGACAGCAUUACAGUGGAACCUAAAAGGGUCAUCCCAUGCCAAUGAGGGACAGUCAUGUAAUGCACCCUCUCAAAUUUUCCUGAUACUCCUAUCAGAUACUUAGCAUUUUGAGAGGAAAAUAACCUGAAAAUUUCAAGUUGAUAUCUUUGCUCAUUCAGAUAUUAUAGUUAUUUUAAUUUUUGCUGAUUCAGCAUAAUAUUAUCCACAUAUCUGCCAUUUUGAAUGUGCAGAGAAAGUAAACUUUGAGAAAUUUUCAUAAAGUAUAUGGAAAUCAUUAAUUAAAAUAUCAUUUUUGGAUAAAUUAGGGGCAAGGAAUUCAAAAAUUGCAACAGAAAUGCACUAAAUCCAUUAGAAAACAGAGUAAAUUAUACCAGAAUAUAAUUUCUUAUACUCGCAAAUCGCUUUUACCAUCCACCAAACUAUGAAAAAAUUCACCAUGUUGGAAGAAUGUGACAAAUUUCAAAUUGUGCAUCCAAGAAGUACACAGGACAGACUUUAAAUUUACAAAGAACCAGCAAAAGGUUUUUCUUGGUUUCUGAGAUAUGCACUUUGCAAAUUUGUGAGAAAUUCGUGAAAAUUUGGUAUUUUUCUCAGUUGUUUAAAGCCAUCUAUAUAGCAAAUACACUGUAUGUUAUUGGAAUUGGUGUUUUACAAAUAGAAUUUAACUAUUAUAAUAUAUGGUGUUUAUAAUUGAAUAAAUCUUUCCCAUCAAUACAACCCAUUUUCAAUGGUUCAAAUUUACUUUUAUACAUGCUUAGGGAGUGCGAAGACCUACAAAAACUUUCAAAAUUUUGAAAAAAAUCCGAAAAUCCGCAAAAAUUCGGCAAUUCCUAAAAUUCAUAUUUCAAGGUAAAAUUUUCUAGGGAUGUAAUUUAUUUCAAAAUUAUUAUCUGCCAAAAGCUAACAUCAUGA